GCUGCUCAUUUCAGUGUGUGAGUCAGUCAGAGCUGCACAUGCUGCUUACAGGAGAAGCACAAACCCCCUUUUAAAGGGAUCUAGACAUUCUAGGAGUAAGAUCAGAGACAGACAUGCUGUUCAAGGAGCUGUACACCCCAUUUUUGCUGCUUUUCCUGCACUCCUCAGUCAAGAGUCUGGAGCCCUAUGAUCUGCUUUAUGAAAAUGGAAUAGAAGCCUAUUACAGAAAUGAUUACCAAAUGGUCAUUGAUUCUAUAGAAAAGGCUCUGAGCAGCUUCUCCCAACUUAGGCAAACCAAGAUAAGCUGCAGGUUGGGUUGUAAGCAGAGGUACCCUUUAGAGCUCACCCCCAGGGACUGGGAUUUAAGCUUUGCCAGUGUAAUGUUGUCUAGGUCAGCCUGUGUUAAACAAUGUGAAGAGAGCAGGCUGGGAGCCCUGUCCAGGCACAGAGUCAGUGAGGACAUCAGAAGUGAGUUCCAGCGCAGAAUUCCCUACAACUUCCUGCAGAGGGCGUACUUUAAGUUGAAUCGGCUGGAUGAAGCCACUCAAGCUGCUCAUACCUUCUUUAUGGCCAAUCCCGAGCAUAUGGAAGUGCAACAGAAUUUAAAAACGUAUCAAACCAAGUCAGAUAGCCCACUGGUUGACAGGGAGAGUCAUGCUUAUAUGGAAGAAUAUCAUACAGGUUUGACGCUCUAUGAUAAGGAACAAUUUGAACAGGCUAUCAAGCACUUUGAGGAUGCUUUGAAGGGCUAUUUUCGAGCAGACCUUGAAUGCAGAGCUAUGUGCUGGGGGCCCCAGAAAUUUGAUGAAUAUGAAUAUGUGGACUACAAAGCAACGUUGUAUGAAGUCAUGGCAGAUCACUAUAUCCAGAUCUUAGUUUGUGAACACGAAUGCAUAAGAGACCUGUCUACACGUCCAGGACGCCUAUCGCCUAUUGAGAACUUCCUUCCCUUACAUUAUGACUUCCUGCAAUUCAGCUACUACAGAGUUGGAGAUCACAUGAAAGCUUUGGAAUGCGCCAAAUCAUAUCUGCUCUUCCAUCCUGAAGAUGAGGAUGUGUUGGAAAAUGUCAGCUUUUAUGAGGGUCUUUUACAAGAUUAUUUGGAUCCAGCUGAUGUGAGGCCUAGGAAGGAGGCUGAAGAAUUUUUAAGACGUCACAGACUGGAAUCAGAAAUCAUACACAUUGCAGCUCAAGGACUUGGGUUUACAUAUAAUGAGCCAGACUUUUGGGUUACCGGUGGAGAUAGGCAAGAUGAAAACAGAAACACAUCCUUGCCUCAAGCCAGAAAGCACUACUACAGGGUUCCAUCUGGGAAUGAGUUGAUUGAUGUCAAGGGGCUUCUAUCAGGAAAAAAGGCAGUUCUAAAGAUUGAUAGAGAGCUCAGGGAAGGAGGACCAUUAUUGUAUGAUGAAGUAAAACUUGUUCACAAUUCAGAGUACCUUAAUGGCACUCAGAGGGUACAGCUGGAUAAUGUUAUUUCAGAGGAGGAAUGUCAAGAGCUCCAGGGAGUUGCCAGUACGAUAACUCUGGCUGGAGAUGGAUACAGAGGAAAAACCUCACCUCACACUCCAAAUGAGAAGUUUGAAGGUGCCACAGUGUUGAAUGCUUUAAAGUUUGGAUUUGAAGGUCGUGUUCCAAUGAAAAGUGCUCGCUUGUUUUACGAUGUGAGUGAAAAAGCUCGGAAGAUUGUCCAGUCUUACUUUAUACUGAACACUACACUGUACUUUUCUUACACACAUCUAGUAUGCAGGACAGCCUUGCAUGGUCAGCAAGACAACAGGAAUGAUUUGAGCCACCCCAUUCAUGCUGAUAACUGUCUGCUAGAUCCAGAAGCCAAUGAAUGUUGGAAGGAGUCUCCAGCCUACACAUACAGAGAUUAUAGCGCACUGUUAUACCUUAAUGGAGAUUUUGAUGGUGGGGAAUUUGUGUUCACUGAAAUGGAUGCAAAAACUGUCACGGCUUCCAUAAAACCUAAAUGUGGCCGCUUGGUUGGGUUCUCUUCAGGAGGAGAGAAUCCUCAUGGAGUUAAAGCUGUAACCAAAGGACAAAGAUGUGCUGUAGCACUGUGGUUUACACUGGAUCCUUUGUACAGAGAAGUGGAGAGGCUGCAAGCAGACGAGGUCAUACGAUCGCUAGAUCAAGAUGACCAUACACAAGGAAGAAGUGAAGAGCUGAAUAUCAAUCCUAAGGAUGAGCUAUAACAAAGAAUAUUUAAAUAAAAAAAUAUAUAUUUAUUAAUAAUCUUAUUAGAACAAAUUUAUUUUUGUACAAAGCGAAAAUGUAAUUUAUAUAAUGGAGAAAAGUGAACUCCCAUAAAUCUACUUCCCCUGAGACUUUUUUUAACUGUAUUGUGUUCUGGAAAUUACUACUGAGCAUUGUACUGUAUUACUGUUGGCGUUUUUGUUAGUUGCCAGUAUUACCCAUCCGCUAUAUGUUAAUGCUUACUCCAUAAUAAGUUCCAUUGUUCUCUUCACCUAUAUAUAGUGCUACUGGAGAUACACAUGCAAGGAGCUAACCUGUUUAGGUUGUUCUCAUACUAGUCAGAAGAAUGAAUUCUUUACUGUAAAUGAGUCUGUCAUUAUGUUUCAGCUGCUCGUUUAUUUAUUUACAUACAGUAUAUGUAACGUUCUCAUUCAAGAUUAUAUUUAUUUUUUAUGAUAAGGAAAACAUGUUAUAAUUCAUUUUUAAAUUAAAUGACAAAUAAAUCAGGGGAAUGAAUGAG
This is a messenger RNA of Rana temporaria (common frog), 2722 nucleotides long. RefSeq names its product prolyl 3-hydroxylase 2 (gene P3H2). The coding region runs from base 114 to 2201 and encodes 695 amino acids. Gene Ontology annotation, biological process: collagen metabolic process. The record is from RefSeq and is a predicted model, not a curated record. The transcript has 16 exons. Lineage: Eukaryota; Metazoa; Chordata; Amphibia; Anura; Ranidae. Gene Ontology annotation, molecular function: L-ascorbic acid binding; protein binding; iron ion binding. Gene Ontology annotation, cellular component: endoplasmic reticulum.